Messenger RNA from Hyposmocoma kahamanoa, 1822 nucleotides. RefSeq names its product tubulin beta chain-like. The record is from RefSeq and is a predicted model, not a curated record. Gene Ontology annotation, cellular component: microtubule; cytoplasm. Lineage: Eukaryota; Metazoa; Arthropoda; Insecta; Lepidoptera; Cosmopterigidae. Gene Ontology annotation, biological process: mitotic cell cycle; microtubule cytoskeleton organization. Bases 44 to 1405 code for a protein of 453 amino acids. Gene Ontology annotation, molecular function: structural constituent of cytoskeleton; GTPase activity; GTP binding. The transcript is spliced from 12 exons.
GAUUCUCAAUCGUACAAAGGAAAGUGUUUUAUAGUUUCAUAAAAUGCGUGAAAUAGUGCAUCUUCAAGCAGGACAAUGCGGAAAUCAAAUCGGUUCAAAGUUCUGGGAGAUAAUAUCGGACGAGCACGGCAUCGACGCGACGGGCCACUACCGCGGCGACAGCGAGCAGCAGCUUGAGCGGAUACAGGUUUACUACAACGAAUGCGAUGAUGGUAAACGCUUCGUACCUCGAGCGGUCCUGGUGGACCUGGAGCCAGGCACUAUGGACGCCAUCCGCUCCUCUCCGAAUGGCCAGCUCUUCAGACCUGACAACUACGUCUUUGGACAGAGUGGCGCCGGUAAUAACUGGGCUAAGGGACACUAUACCGAGGGCGCCGAGCUGGUGGACUCCGUGAUGGACGUCGUGAGGAAAGAAGCAGAGCCCUGUGAUUGUCUGCAAGGUUUCCAGCUGACCCACUCGCUGGGCGGCGGCACGGGCUCCGGCCUGGGCACACUUUUGUUGAGCAAGCUGCGUGAGGAGUACCCUGACCGCAUCGUUAACACCUUCAGCGUUAUGCCUUCGCCUAAGGUAUCUGACACAGUAGUGGAGCCCUACAACGCGACUCUCUCCGUGCACCAGCUCGUAGAGAACACCGACGAAACUUUCUGCAUCGACAACGAAGCUCUCUACGACAUCUGCUUCAGGACUUUGAGGCUUUCUUCACCCACUUAUGGCGAUUUGAAUCACUUGGUUUCUUUAACAAUGUCUGGAGUAACGACGUGUCUGCGAUUUCCGGGUCAGUUGAACGCCGAUUUGAGGAAACUCGCCGUGAACAUGGUACCCUUCCCGAGACUGCAUUUCUUCAUGCCUGGUUUUGCUCCACUUACUGCCAGAAACAGCCAAGGUUACAGAGCAUUAACUGUGCCAGAGUUAACGCAACAGAUGUUCAGUCCAGUGAACAUGAUGGCCGCCUGCGACCCUCGCCACGGACGAUAUCUCACCGUGGCCGCCAUCUUCAGAGGACGCAUGUCCAUGAAGGAGGUCGACGAGCAGAUGCUGUCGAUCCAAGACAAGAACUCUGGUUAUUUCGUAGAAUGGAUUCCGAACAACGUGAAAGUGGCCGUCUGCGACGUUCCGCCGCGUGGUCUCAAGAUGGCCGCCACCUUUGUGGGAAAUUCCACCGCCAUCCAGGAGAUAUUCAAGAGGAUAUCCGAGCAGUUCACUGUCAUGUUCAGGAGAAAAGCGUUCCUGCACUGGUACACCGGCGAGGGCAUGGACGAGCUGGAGUUCACGGAGGCGGAGAGCAACAUGAACGAUCUCGUAGCGGAGUACCAGCAGUACGAGGAAGUAGGCGUCGAUGAUGGAGAAUUCGAUGAAGACCAGGAAGAAAUGCCGCCUGAUGAGGAAUAUACCACUGAAGCGUAAACCAAGCAUAAAUUAUCAAACAAAGCCAUCACUUAUCUGGGUGGGACUGGUAUGACUUUUAACCAUACUGAGAUUUUAUAGUUUUUGGACAGGCCACUGUUAGGUUCUUCUUGUUCAUGUUACUGAUAAGGCGAUGGCUUUGUUUCUGUAUUGAAUAUUGACAUUUUUAUAAUUAGUUUAUAUGAUAAGGAUAUAUAAACAAUAAUUUAUAACAAUAGUUUCUUUUUAAACAAGUUCUGUUUAACGCCUACCAGUUUUGGCAGAAACGGCAUCAGGACUAAUGAUCGCUUCACAAUUGACUGUCUGGAACUGCGAUCAUGAAUAUCACCUAAGUCUUUGAGAAACAGUUCACUUUUGGUUCAACUCGCAGCGCACUAAUUACAGACAAGCCAAGUUUAUGUAGCAUGCAAGCAAUAA